AUGCGUAACGUGUUUCUUCUUCCAUUGGUUCCAGCGGUGGCACCGCUUGUCGCUGCUAUAACACUUCAUAAACGCGACGUGCCGACCGUGGUAGAGCUUCCCCUUGAACGCAGGCAAACUGCGGCAGUUUUGAGCAGAAGAGACUCCUCGGUGGGCGUUUCAAUUUCAAAUGAGGGGCAAACUGGUUACUUGUUAAACCUGACCCUCGGAACACCCGCGCAAACGUUUUCACUCGGGCUGGAUACUGGUAGCAGUGAUUUAUGGGUGAAUGUUGCAAACUCGUCAUUAUGCUCGGCCAGUGAUGAUCCGUGCAAACCAUUUGGGUUAUACAAUGCCAGCGCAUCCUCCGACUACAAACCAGUGGACGCCGUGUUUAAUGCGACAUACGCAGGCGGUGACAACGCCUAUGGCUCAUAUGCGACAGACACUCUCGGCCUGGGCAGUACCAAAAUUGAUGAUUUUCAAUUUAUUAUUGCGGAAUCAUCUACCGACACUCAGGGCAUUGCUGGCAUAGGAUACAAGAUUUCCACAUAUGAGGCCGAACAUGAAAACAAGGAAUACGAUAAUCUACCUUACGCUCUGGUUGCAAGCGGUGCUACCAAAUCGGCUGCUUACAGUCUCUGGUUGAACGACAUAAGGUCCGGCACCGGGGCCAUCCUGUUCGGAGGUGUGAACAAGGCCAAGUAUCAUGGUGACCUCCAAACUCUGCCAAUUGUGCCUGUUUACAACAGAUAUUAUUCAUUGGCCAUCGCAUUAACAGAAGUGUCGGUACAAAGCAGCUCCAGUUCCAGCAGCUACAGUGACAACCUUCCGCUAGCCGUUUCACUGGAUACAGGAACCAGCUUGACAGCGCUACCAGAAUCUCUGGUAAAUAAAAUUUAUAAGGAUCUGAACGUGACAUACGUCGAAAAAGCUAGCGCCGCAUACAUUGAAUGCGACAUGACCAACAAGGACUAUAAUGUGACAUACAGCUUCUCAGGUGUAGAAAUCACCGUUGGUAUCAGUGAAUUGAUAUUGGACGCCACAGAAGAAGGUUUCCCCACUGGAACUUGCAUUUUUGGCUUGGUUCCUAGUCAGGAGGGGUUGAACCUGUUGGGCGACACUUUCUUGCGCAGUGCUUACGUCGUAUACGAUCUUGAAAACAACGAGAUUUCUCUUGCAAACACCAAUUUCAACCCUGGUGAUGACGACAUUUUGGAAAUUGGCACCGGCACAAGCGCAGUUCCUGGCGCCACUUUGGUCCCUUCAGCAGUGUCUACCGCCACUGGAAAUGGUGCUACGGCAACUGGUUCUGUGGCAACUGGUUCGACGAUUACAGCAACAAUAACUUCCACCGGGGAUUCUACUAGUACAGCAGGGACAACUUCUGCUCCUACUUCUGGAUCCGGAUCGGAUUUGACCUCAAGUACCUCUUCCGGUCUGGCGGCUAUGUCUACGACAAACGCUAAACACCUGCUCUCUGGUUUGGCGGGCGCUGGUAUUUUGUUGAUGGUGUAA
Molecule: messenger RNA, 1497 nt
Organism: Talaromyces rugulosus
Lineage: Eukaryota; Fungi; Ascomycota; Eurotiomycetes; Eurotiales; Trichocomaceae
Exons: 3
Coding region: 1-1497 (498 amino acids)
Biological process (GO): proteolysis
Molecular function (GO): aspartic-type endopeptidase activity
Source: RefSeq, a predicted model, not a curated record